CAGGUCCAGAACUGACGGCACCAGCCAAGCAGACUCGCGGAUAACUCGGAGGCAGUUUGGGACUCCUUGUUCACGUUUCAGAUUCUCUGCAUACGGCCGUAUUCGAAGCACCGCCCGGCGUUAUGGAAGUGACAGCGCGAGUCGUCCUUGCCUUGGUGGUUGUGCUUCUUGCAGCGGUCCCGUCGUCAGUAACGGCCGCUGACGCUGACACCUGCAGCGAUCCAAGGACGCUGGUGUUCACUAAGGUUCCGGCAGCCAACCCGACAAGUCGUGCUGAAGUUACCCGCAGCGCGGUGGUGCAGCUGUUCGUGGGAAUGCAUCGAAUAUUAAGUGGCAUGCUGUUCUCUGGAGACAUGCCGGAAGCUGCAAACAAGGGCGGGAAAUUGGACGCCCAACUCGCGAUCGGCUUGCUGCUGGGUGGCACUGGCGUCGUGCUGCUCGUGGCGAGCGUCAUCCUAGCCGUGCUCGUGCCCCUCAUCGGGCUCGUGGUGCUGUGCGUCCGUUGCCUGCGGCCGUCAGCGGACCAAGAGCCGGAAACCGAGGAACAGGCGGCGUCGCGAGCCAAGUGGAGCCUUCGCUUCUGGGUGCUCAUCGCGUCCUUGGCUUUCAUGGUCUUCGGCGCACUUCUAACCAAGGGUCACGCGUCGGUGGCGUUGGACGGCAUCCAGAACCAGGGGCGCUUCUUAGCCGACGCGAUUCCGGGCGUCUUCCACGGACCGAUAAACGACUUGGGUGUUAUAGCCGGGCCAAACUUCAGGGAGUUUUUAUCGGCACUGGAUCAGCGCUUUGACGACUGCACCGAGAAGGCUGCCACCACAGCGGAAAACGCUAUAGCCAGCAACCCGCUACUGAAGUUUGCCUCAACCGCCGCAGAACAUCUGCUACAGAUCAAUAAGCUCAUCGAGACUACCAAGGAAGUGGCUUACAGUGCUGACGUUUCGGAGGUCCACAGAAGCAUCCGCAAUGCCUCGACAUCCCUAGGUGACGCUCUGGCGGCUUGCUCCGGCUCCUGCGAGUCGAUCAAGCCAAACCUCGAGGAUAUGAGGGGCAAGGUGCAAGGGUUUCUCGCCAGUAGGGCCGACGUUCCCCACCGCGCUAACGUUCUGAGCCGUAAGCUGACUUACGGUAACUUGUCUCGGCACCUCGCCCAGAUUCCAAGGCAGGAGAAAAUAGGAAAGGAUUUCAGGAAGCAAACAAAAGAAUCGAAGGCCAAGCUGCGCCAGUACGGUGCCCGCUUCGUCAAAAGCGUCGGUGAACUCAACGAUUCCGUCAAGCGUUCGGUGGAGGAGGCCCAGAAAGCCGUCCUCAGCUUGGACAACAUGCCUGACGAUGUAGCAACAGGCCUGGGAAUAUACGGGAUGGUGGUCACGGUCGUUGCUGUCGUCAUCAGCAUCAUAGUGGCACUGUACCUGUUAGGCAACCAGUGCUCCAUGUGGCGCGCCCCGAGGGGCUGGUGCAGUUUCAAUGCGGCGAGCUGGGCGAUGACUGUGGCGGCCUUCGCGUUCAUCCUCUUCUUCCCGCUCUUCGUGAUCGUCUCGACGCUGGGCAUGGCCACGGGCAUGGCCGCCGACCGGAGAUUGUGCGUUCCCGCGCAGGACCUCGGCGCGCCUGGUUCGCGCUCCUUCGUCGAGUUUGUGGCAAGCAGGCUCGGGAGCAAGGAGGCAGACCGCGGCUCCGCCGCUUUACACGAAGACGACACAGAAACGCACGCCUUGCGCAUCGCCAGCAGACAACGGCGGGGAGGCGUCGCCUCCUCCAAGCCGCGCCAUCUUGUGGCGAGCUCCGGAAGCCCUUCCAGUCGGCGAAGAAGAGCGACAUUGGCAUCGUCGAAGCGCCGACACGGGGCGAAGCACCCGGCGAGCGGUCACGGAUUCGCGCGUAAGACGGCCGGACGCUUCGAGUCGCUGGAGCGGCGGGAGUCCAGAAGUGCACCGCAGGCGAGGACACGACGCAGGCGAAGGCAGCAACGUGACGGCGACAUUGGAGGCUUUGAACCUCCCGCCGAUCUUCCCUCCGCGCUCCAGAAAGAAUUCACGCCGAAAGCGGUGAAGGGCAUGCUGGAGCGUUUCGCGCAGUGUUCGCGCUCCAAACUGCCCUUGGUGAAGCUUUUGGGCAAGGACAUGGUUACAAACCUGGCAAAGGUCAUCUUGGGCAAAAAAAGCCCGUGGCUGGGGCUCGUGGAAGACACGGCUGGCGCCCCAAAGUUGGAAGCCCUCGACAAAUUGGGCAGCCAAUGGACGGGGCUCAACGUCGGCAAGGAUGUGAAGAAAGAGCUCAAACUCAUUGCCGAGGAACCCAUCGACGCGACGCUUUUCCAGAAUAUUUCGACCGCGGCUCGUAGAGCUAAGAGUGACUUCGCAAAUUUCGAAAAUACGAAAGCCGAUGCACAGGGGUACCUCUCCAAGGCAGGAACGGCCGCCACAAGCUUACAGGAGAUGAUUACAGCCCUGGACAAGGCUUUACAGCGGAAGGCUGCCUUCGAAAACCAAAUGGAUAUCAUCGUAAAAGCCGAACAGGAGCUGGCAAAAGCUGCGACGGUGGAAGGACAAAGCCUCGACGCCUGGAUCAAAGAGAAUGUGGCUAAAUGGAGCAGCAUGGAAGCGGGAAUGCAAGGUGCCUCCGACAGGGUUCUCGCCGUCGCCGCGAAGGCGAAGACUGGCUUGAAGAGCGACGUCACGCAAUUCUACGAGCACGCAAAGGAACAGAUACAGGAGCACAUUGGUGAUUGCCGGCCGUUCUACGUGCUGUACAUAUCGACCGUCAACACAGCCUGCGACCAUGGCGUCCGACUGCUGGCUGCCUACUGGUCCAGCGUCUGGUGGUUCAUGGUACUCGGUGUGCCGUCCGUGGUGGUCGCCCUCAUGCUCUCCGCCCAUUUUGCCAGGGCCACCGUCCAGGCGGAAGUCACCAAGGACUCGCUCGUGCAAAAAACAAACCCCACUGAACCUGCAUCCGUGGCGGCAGUUGCUGUUCCACCUGUAAAUCCUGCGGACCCGGGCCGUGCAACUGGCACAUGAAUAAACGGCUGAGUGAUCAGCUGAGAGUUGCGUAUC
Molecule: messenger RNA, 3053 nt
Organism: Dermacentor andersoni
Lineage: Eukaryota; Metazoa; Arthropoda; Arachnida; Ixodida; Ixodidae
Source: RefSeq, a predicted model, not a curated record